AUGGCGUUGGACGAAAGCUACGAUAGCACAAUACUGCCUUUUAAUCAGCUUGAUGAUACUGCUUUUAAUAUUGCACUCUACGAAAUGUCUCAUGGUCCUUUAAAUUAUGAUACUGAUCGCUUACAAUCUUUAUUAUAUAACCCUGUUGAACAACAAAUAUCAACCGCUAAUUCAUUACUAAAUACUCUUGAUCCAGAUAUGAAUCUGAUAAAUUCACCAUCAGCCAGUGAAUAUAUGGUUGAAGAUGAAUUUAAUAAUCUAA
Molecule: messenger RNA, 262 nt
Organism: Paramuricea clavata
Lineage: Eukaryota; Metazoa; Cnidaria; Anthozoa; Malacalcyonacea; Plexauridae
Source: the annotation of a GenBank genome assembly